Poecilia latipinna (sailfin molly) is the source of this 3427-nucleotide messenger RNA. Its product is annotated as clavesin-1-like. The transcript has 8 exons. Gene Ontology annotation, cellular component: trans-Golgi network; endosome; membrane. The coding region runs from base 747 to 1727 and encodes 326 amino acids. Lineage: Eukaryota; Metazoa; Chordata; Actinopteri; Cyprinodontiformes; Poeciliidae. Gene Ontology annotation, biological process: lysosome organization. Gene Ontology annotation, molecular function: phosphatidylinositol bisphosphate binding. The record is from RefSeq and is a predicted model, not a curated record.
GCUUAUUGACGCUGUCUGGACGGAACUGAAGCAUCCUGACGUCUUUUCUGAGCACAAAGUGAGAUCGCGCCUCCUCCUCCUCCUCCUCCUCUUCGAGCCACUCGGACUCACAAGGACGAGCUUCCUCUCGGACUCCUUCAGGAUUUAUUCAUUUUUAUUUCGGAUUUCAUUUCUCCUUUUUGCUUUAUUUUUAUUUAAUGCGGGAUAAAUCUGUAUUAUCCGCGGGAUGCAGCCCUCCUCCUGCUGCUACUCCUCUUCCUCCUCCAUCAUCAUCAUCAUCAGCAGCAGCACCAGAGGGCCGAUGGGCCGAGCAGGACGGCCGGGAUUCAACCACCGAGCAGGCUGCACCGAGGCUCCCUCCAUUUAACCUCCAGAUGUUCCCAGAUGUUUGCUGAUCCGAGCGGACCGAACCUGCAGCGGCCAUGAUGGGAAGCAGCCGGAGGAGGAGGGCCUCUCAGGAAGCGAUGGGAUGUGAAUCUACAGCAUCGUCUGCAGACCCGGACCGUUCUGUGAUUUAAUGAUCCAACAUGUCUGACGGGUUUUAACAACGAACUGACCUUUCCGAGCCGACAGCGGAGAUGAUUGUCGGUCCAAACAUCCUGAUUGUCUUCUUCUCCUUCUGAUUGUCUUUUUGUUUGAGAUCAAACAGCAGCAACGAUUGUCUCUCAUCUUCAGGCCUGAACCUGAAGCAGCUUUAAGUGGAAAAUAAAAACUCUGAGACUGGAUUAGAUUUAUUCUGGAUUAAGAUGAUGAACCACGUGCCUCCCGGACUGAGCUCGGAGACCACGGAGAAGGCCCGGCUGGAGCUGAACGAAAACCCGGACACUCUGCACCAGGACAUCCAGCAGGUGCGGGAUAUGAUCGUGACGCGGCCGGACAUCGGCUUCCUGCGAACCGACGACGACUUCAUCCUGCGCUUCCUCAGAGCCAGGAAGUUCGACCAUGUGGAGACGUUCCGCCUGCUGGCCCAGUACUUCCAGUUCCGCCAGCAGAACCUGGACAUGUUCCAGAGCUUCAAGGUGGACGACCCGAGCAUCAAGCGGGCCCUGAUGGACGGGUUCCCUGGCGUGUUGGAGGCUCCGGACCAACAUGGCAGGAAGAUCCUCAUCCUGUUUGCUUCCAACUGGGACCAGAGCCGGAACUCCUUCAUCGACAUCCUGCGGGCCAUCCUGCUCUCGCUGGAGGUUCUGAUAGAAAACCCGGAGCUGCAGAUCAACGGCUUCACGCUCAUCAUCGACUGGAGCAACUUCUCCUUCAAGCAGGCGUCCAAACUGACGCCCAACAUCCUGAAGCUGGCCAUCGAGGGCCUGCAGGACAGCUUCCCGGCCCGGUUCGGAGGGAUCCACUUCGUGAACCAGCCCUGGUACAUCCACGCCAUGUACACCAUCAUCAAGCCCUUCCUCAAGGACAAGACCCGGAAAAGGAUCUUCCUCCACGGGAACAACCUGAACUCUCUCCACCAGCUCAUCCAGCCUGAGUGUUUGCCGUCCGAGUUCGGCGGGACGCUGCCGCCGUACGAUAUGGGGAUGUGGGCGCGGACGCUGCUGGGACCAGACUACAACGACGAGACCGAGUACACGCUAACGUACGACGCGCUGCACGUCAGAGAGAGCUGUGGCGGCGGCGGAGAGAAGGACAUGAUGAAGAGGUCUCAGUCGACGGUGGAAGCUGCGGCGCUGCGGCAGAUGGACAGAGAGACGAGCACGCCGCUGCUGGCUCUGGACUGACCUGGAGCUCUGAUUUAAACCGGACGGGACCGGUUUAAAUCCGGAGGUCUGGAUUUGGGUCGGUUCGCUGCCUGAACUUGAUCAGCACCAGAACUCCCAUUAACCUGGAGCCUCCACCAGUUGGUCUGAACUCACCAGUGUUUCUGUUGGGAAAGUGGAACCUCAGGAUAAGAUCAGAGUUUAAUUAUCCGCAGGUUUCGCUCAUCUGAACUCCACCGUUACCGUCUGAUAUCCGUCCUCCCAGCGGCGCCAAACCCGGCCCGUCUGAGCCGUCCAACUCCUCCCAGAUGAUCCGGUUUCCUGCCAGCAGCAUCUGUCCAGAUGCACCGACCCAGCAGCGCUCCGACUGCUGCCGGACUUAACCACGUCUCAGUCUGGAAACCGUUCAAACGCAAAAACAUGCAGCACAAAGGUUCAUUCACAUAACGGGGAGGCUAACAAAACACAACCAGUUCAGGAUGAAUAAUGCAGAAUAAUUGGAGGCCCCGCCCACAUGAAUGAUGCUCCGCCCACACGGGAAUUAGGCCACACCCACACGAGAACGAUUUCAACAUUUUCCCCCACUUCCACUUGAAAACAAAGUUUAAGGAACAAUAAAUGUUUUUUAAAGCAGGUUUCAGAGUGAAAAGCAAUGUUUGUGAAAAUGCUGACAUAUCAGCAUCAUCUGGGUCGAACACGACAACAACAGCAGAUUAUAUGUUUGUUGUUUGAAAGUGUUCUGGAAAAGUUUUUCAUUUUGCUUUGUUUUCUUGGUUUUACAGCUCAUGUAGGAGCUUUAUGUAUAUACUCCAUGUUUAGCGCCACCUACAGGUCUGGUGGAGUAAAGACUAGCGGUUUUUGCCAUCGUUUGUGUCUCAAUGUGGAUGGAAGUGGUUUAGAAAGCAACGACCUGAUUUAAAAGAAAGAAAGCUUCCUGUGUGGGCGGGGCCGAGUGCUGAGCCCUGUGGCACCCCGAAUGGAGGAACCCCUGAUGAACGGACAUGUUGGUUGACAAUAAGCUGACAGGUGAAUUGAGUUGGAGCCAAUACUGAGCCCUGUGGUACACCAGAAGAGUACAAACCAUAUUUUCUAAAACUUUCAAGCCUGCUUUCAAAUGCUGUGAAAAAGUGUUGAAGUAUGAAAUGUUAUUUUUAGCCCAUAUUUAUUUUUUAAGGUGUAAAUUCAUGUCUUGAGCUGGUGAGAAUCAGAUAAAUUUAAAGUUUUAUCAUUCUGCGGUCGCUACGUCAGAUGUUUGUUUACAGAGUUCUCUGCUGCCACCAAGUGGUCACUGACUGAACAGCAGGCUUAAACAUGGCGCCUUUUGGUGAAUCUUCACUGUUUUUGUCUUUACUUCUGUUGCAACAUCAAACAUGCCGCGUUCCGCCUGAAGCGAGCGUCACUACGAAAACACCGACACUGUAAAAGAAUGAUGUGCAUGAAACUUUUAGAAACGUGUUUCAAUCAGACGUCGCACAGAAAACAACGGUUUUCAUUUAAAGAUUGUAUGUUAUCGUUGUAUUACCGCACUGAAUAUAGAAGACGUUAUUUUCACGCAGCAGAAACGACGACGACUGAACAUGGAGGAGUGACGUCAUCAGGAAGUGGGAGGGUCGGUCUUCCUGAUUGCGGUGUUAAUAAAUGAGCGUCAGGGCUACACUCGACCUUCAUGUAAUGUAUUUACUUUCAAUGAAUGUACAGAAGUAAAGAUUUACACCAAGCUG